Molecule: messenger RNA, 309 nt
Organism: Knipowitschia caucasica
Lineage: Eukaryota; Metazoa; Chordata; Actinopteri; Gobiiformes; Gobiidae
Source: the annotation of a GenBank genome assembly
AUGCUCUCCGCCCUCUCCCUCAACCCACAUCACGCCUCUCACUCCUCUCUUCAUCAUCACUCUCCUCCUGUCACACUGGCUCGUCUCGCCCUGCUCUCGCCUCUCGCCCCUCACACCGCAGCUUCCCUCGUCUCACGCCGCUCGCCGUCCAGCAACCUCCCUCAUCCUCUCUGCGACUUCGGACCUAAUCCCGCUCGAGGCACCGUAAGGAUCCGCCGCUCGCUCGCCCACUCCCCCCGAGCUAUCCUCAACCUCCGCGUCGGACGGGGAUCAUCCUCUCCGCCGCCAACCCCAGCCGCCGACUCCUAA